Trichechus manatus latirostris (Florida manatee) is the source of this 1904-nucleotide messenger RNA. It is a transcript of the gene COXFA4L3, whose product is annotated as chromosome unknown C15orf48 homolog. The transcript has 4 exons. NCBI's taxonomy places the organism in Eukaryota, Metazoa, Chordata, Mammalia, Sirenia, Trichechidae. Bases 108 to 404 code for a protein of 98 amino acids. The record is from RefSeq and is a predicted model, not a curated record.
UUCCGAGAAGGCAGUGAUGUGCCGGCCUUUGGUUGGCUUUUGGAGCUUGUCGGACGUUUUGGUGCCCAUCAAAUUGGGUCCUAGCGGCCAGUGUUUUGAUCAAUAUUAUGGAUUUUUUUAUUCUAGGUUUGACAUUCUACACGGCAGUCAUCAUGAGCUUUUUUCAACUCCUGAUGAAAAAGAAGGAGCUCAUUCCUUUGGUGCUGAUUACGAGUGUCGCAGCGGGCGGAGCCUCAUCUUUUGCUCUAUAUUCCCUUCGAAAAACUGAUGUGAUUGUUGAUCGAAAAAGAAAUCCAGAACCUUGGGAAGCUGUGGAUCCUAGUGUACCUCAAAAGCUGAUAACAAUCAACCAACAAUGGAGGCCCAUUGAAGAGUUGCAGAGUGCCCGAAAGGCAUCCAGAUGACCAGACGUCACCUCCUUCUUCCAAAGAGUACUCUAUGAAUCUAGCGGAAACACUUUCGCACAAACUAGAUUAUGGAUACAGUGUGCGGAAAUGCUUCUGCUGCAUUUUUAGGGUUUACCUGCAUUUUGGACUUUAAAUAAGGAAUUAAAGACAGUACAGCAAUAACCACAUAGUCCAAAAUUAAAUUUGUGUUUAUUUUCUUGUUGUAAAUUUGAAUGUUGCAUGUUGAAAUUUUUAUGUUUAUGGUAGCUGAAUGUUUUCCUUGAAAAGUGUAAAGAUUUGUAAAUUAGAUUGUCACCUUAAUAAAGCGCCAUUUGUGUAAGGUUUCUUUUUGUUAGAUGCAUGUUUAAAUGGAAGAGAAAAUCUUUUUAUGGGGAAAAAACACAUUUUGAAGCAGAAAACUUACAGCUUUUAAAUAAUACCCACUGUAAACUUUUGUGUACUUUUCUUCUAAGUUCAUUCAUUCACCAGAAAUGUAUUGAGCACCGACUGUGUCCAAGGCACUGCUCUUACGCAGGCAAGAUAAAGCAAUGAACAAAACCAAAAUGUGGAAGGAUAUAAAUAAAAGAUUGUAAGUACUAUAGAAGAAAAUGAAGUGGAGGUGGGGGUGUGAGAUUUGCAUGAGGAUUGGUCUUGGAGGGAGUGCCGGGACUCAGGUGGUGAACAGGAAUGAGGGGUAUGCUGAGACUGGCCCUAAAAUGCCAAGGGCCAUAAUGGUGAUGCUCCUCUGAGGGCUGAGGGAGCAGAGGAUGGGGAGUUUUGCCAGUACCCUGGGGCCACUCUUCACUCUGGCCAAUGGUAACUUGGAAGCUGCGGAAGUUGCAGUCAUACCCAGCAUGCUCCUGGGAUCAGCCUUGACUGUCGUUCUAGAUGGGACCAAGUAGAAAGUUGCUUUUCAUUAUUUUUUUUUUUUAAUUGAGACAUAAUUCAGAUAUCAUAGUUUUCAUCCUUUUAAAGUAUACAAGUUUUUAGUAUAGUCACAAAAUUGUGUGACUACCUCCAUUAUCUAACUCUAGAACAUUUUCAGCCUCCCAUAAAGAAACCCCAUGCCCAUUAGCAGUCACUCCCAUUUCUCUCUUCUCCCAGCUCCUGGAAAACACUAAUAAACUUUCUGUCUUUAUGGAUUUGCUUUUUCUGAUGUUUCGUGUAAUACAGUAUGUGGCCUUUGUGUCUGCUUUUACUUCGCUUAAUGUUUUCAAGCCUCAUCUAUGUUGUAGCGGGUAUCAGCACUUCAUUCUUUUUUUAUGGUUGAAUAAUAUUCCGUUGUAUGGAUAUGCCACAUUUUUUAAUUCAUCGGUUGAUAGACUGUCGCAGCGGGGACGGUUGUCAGGACGGCGAAGACAGUAACCAACUGCACAACUCUUACAGAGAAGUGGGGCCAGGAGGGUCAGUCUGAGGAGUCAACCCUGGCUUUAGUCUCAGGAGUUUAUUUAUAGUCAAUACAGCAAGCAGUGAAGCAAAUAACAGAACAACGGGCUUUGGGUGAGUAACAAUAAGUUU